AUAACCUCAAAAUCUUGCACGAUCAAGUGCACAAUGUAAACACAUGUUUGUGAGAAUUAUUUGGUUAAUAAAGUUUAAAACCCCUUAAAUCCAUCAAAAUGGGUAAAAAGACUAAAGUAGGGAAACAGCGUAAAGAUAAAUAUUAUCAGUUGGCGAAGGAAACAGGCUAUCGUUCCAGAGCAGCUUUUAAGUUGAUUCAAUUAAACAGAAAGUUCGGCUUUUUACAAAGGUCACGAGUAUGUAUAGAUUUGUGUGCCGCGCCCGGUGGCUGGAUGCAAGUGGCGCAUCAGAAUAUGCCAGUAUCCAGCAUCGUUAUCGGUGUAGAUUUGUUCCCAAUAAAACCUGUGCCAGGCUGCAUUGGUCUAACCGAAGAUAUAACAACUGAAAAAUGUAAAUCAGCUAUCAAAAAAGAAAUUAAGACAUGGAAAGCUGAUGUCGUUCUUCAUGAUGGAGCUCCUAAUGUGGGUUUAAAUUGGCUUCACGAUGCGUAUCAGCAAGCCUGUUUGACACUCAGUGCCUUAAAACUUGCAACCAACUUUUUAAGAGAAGGUGGUUGGUUUGUGACAAAAGUAUUCAGAUCUAAAGAUUAUCAUGCUCUGCUUUGGGUCCUAAAACAGUUUUUCAAGAAAGUUCAUGCAACAAAACCACAGGCUUCACGAAAUGAGUCUUCCGAAAUAUUUGUUGUUUGCCAAGGUUAUAUUGCUCCAGAUUCUAUUGAUCCUAAAUUCUUAGAGCCAAAGUAUGUGUUUGAAGAUUUGGAAAUAGCUAAAAAACAGCAUACAAAUAUUUUGCACCCUGAAAAGCAAAAGAAAGCCAAAGCUGAGGGCUACAAAGAAAAUGACUAUACUACUCAUCACAAAGUUCUUCUGUCACAGUUUUUAUCUGCAGAUGACCCAAUUGAUCUUUUACAAGGAUGUUCUGAGAUUGUGAUCGAUGACAAAACUAUUGAAUUACAUCCUAAGACAACAGAAGAAAUAAAAAUAUGUUGCAAGGACAUAAAAGUGCUGGGCAGAAAAGAUCUCAAGUUGCUAUUAAGUUGGAUGAAACAGAUGAAAGAAUUAAAAACUCCAAAGGAGAAAAAGGAUGAAAAAGAAGAGGCUGUGGAUGCUGCUGAUGACACUGAGGCAACAGAGGAUAAGAAAAGCGAUGAUGAGGAGGAGGUUGAUGAUCAAAUUGCUGAGCUUCAGGAUGAAGAAAGAAGAUUGUCAAAAAGAAAAAGAAAACAACUGAACAAACAGAGGCAAAAGUUAGCAGAGAAAAUGAAUUUGAAAAUGGUUUUGAAGGGAGAUGGUGGUCCAAUUAUGGAAAGCAAUGAUAUGUUUCAGCUAUCAUCUAUUAAAAAUGCUCAGGAAUUGUCAAGGCUUGUGGACCAACAGCCUGAUAUUGUUGUUGACGGUGGAGAUGAAUCAGAUGAUGAAUUUAAAAUUAAACCCAAACAUAUCAAGUAUGAUGUUGAAUCUUCAAAAUUGGAUUCUUCCGGGUUAUAUUAUAAAGAUUCUGACAGUGAACUGGAAAUGGAAUCAGAUUCAGAAGAUGAAACUGAAAAAGAUACUUUAGCAUUCUCAGAUUCAGAUAAUGAGUCAAAGAAGAAGAAGAAGAUAGAUAAAAUAACAAAAUUAAAUACCCUCAGGAAUAGUCAGUUAACCAAAACUCCAUCGAUCCCUAAGAACAAUCCAUUAUUGACAGACCUUGACAACACGGACCCUGUGUCCAAACGUUCAAUGAAAGCGGAACUUUGGUUCCAGAAAGACUGUUUUAAGGAUAUUGAUGAAGAGGAUGAUGAAGGUGUAGAUUUGGAUAAAAUUGCCACUACAUAUAAAGAAAAAGGUAAAAAAAUAACAGAGGAAGUAAAGAAGUCCACUUUAGAAGAUAGCAGAAAUGGCAGUUUGAAAAGAAAGUUGAAAGAUGUAGAGAGCUCUGAUGAUGACUCAUCAGACAGCGAUUAUGAUGUUGAGGAUACUGUGGCUCCUGGCGCAGAUAAAGCAGGUGCUAAAACAAGCAAAAAGGAUGGUUUUGAAGUGGUUUCCCAGGACCCUGAUCUAAAAAGACUAAAGAAAACACUGAAAAUGGAUGCAGAAACUUUAGCUUUAGGAACAAUGAUAGCUACUUCUAAGAAAUUCAAGCGGGAUCUGAUUGAUGAUGCAUGGAACCGGUAUGCCUUCAAUGAUAAGAAUUUGCCCGAUUGGUUUGUUGAAGAUGAAAAGAAACACAUGAAGAAACCAAUGGCCAUCCCUGAGAAAUAUACUGAAGAAUACGAAAAGAAGCUGCAAGACAUAAAUGUUAGGCCAAUCAAGAAGGUGAUCGAAGCUAAGGCUAGGAAGAAGAAGCGUAUGAUUAAGAAGAUGGAGAAGGCGAAGAAGAAGGUGGAAGCCGUGAUGGAGAACGCGGACAUGUCCGAGCGGGAGAAGGCUCAGCAGAUCAGGACUCUCUACAAGAAGGCGCAGACCGAUGGCAAGAAGAAGGUGACCUAUGUCGUGGCCAAGAAGCACACCACAGCCAAACGCAUGAAGCGGCCGAGCGGAGUCAAGGGCCAGUACAAGGUCGUCGACCCACGCAUGAAGAAGGACCUGCGCGCGCAGAAGGCCAAGGAAAAAACCAAGGGCCGCGGCAAGAAGGCCAAGUUCAAUAACUCCAAGUCCAAGGCGGGCAAGCCAGGCAAGGCCGGCAAGGCUCCCCGAGCGAAAGCAGGUAAAAGGAAGGGAAAAGCUAAAUAAGUGUUGUAUGUAAAUAAUAUUAUAUGUAUUAAUAUGUGAUGAAAA
Molecule: messenger RNA, 2759 nt
Organism: Ostrinia nubilalis (European corn borer)
Lineage: Eukaryota; Metazoa; Arthropoda; Insecta; Lepidoptera; Crambidae
Product: pre-rRNA 2'-O-ribose RNA methyltransferase FTSJ3
Exons: 10
Coding region: 99-2714 (871 amino acids)
Biological process (GO): maturation of LSU-rRNA from tricistronic rRNA transcript (SSU-rRNA, 5.8S rRNA, LSU-rRNA); rRNA methylation; maturation of 5.8S rRNA from tricistronic rRNA transcript (SSU-rRNA, 5.8S rRNA, LSU-rRNA)
Cellular component (GO): nucleolus; nucleus; preribosome, large subunit precursor
Molecular function (GO): rRNA (guanine) methyltransferase activity; rRNA (uridine-2'-O-ribose)-methyltransferase activity
Source: RefSeq, a predicted model, not a curated record